Molecule: messenger RNA, 4905 nt
Organism: Cheilinus undulatus (humphead wrasse)
Lineage: Eukaryota; Metazoa; Chordata; Actinopteri; Labriformes; Labridae
Product: ephrin type-B receptor 2-like
Exons: 16
Coding region: 141-3155 (1004 amino acids)
Biological process (GO): protein phosphorylation; central nervous system projection neuron axonogenesis; axon guidance
Cellular component (GO): neuron projection; plasma membrane
Molecular function (GO): ATP binding; protein binding; transmembrane-ephrin receptor activity
Source: RefSeq, a predicted model, not a curated record
CCCCUCUCCUCGGCGCUUUUAUCCCCUCUGUGUGCUGCUGCUGCUGCUGCUGGUGACGAGGAGGAGGAGGAUGAGGACGAUGAUGCUCUGCAGCUCUGAAUGAACGCACAGUCAAUGGCCUGCUGCUGGACGGCUGCGUGAUGUUGGCUUUUUACGCUCUGAAGCCCGGAAUACUACCUGUGAUGAUUAUGGAUGUGUGGUGUUUGCUGUGCAUGCUGCUGCCGUCGGUGUGGGCUGUGGAAGAAGUGCUGAUGGAUUCAACAACAGCAACAGCAGAACUGGGCUGGACCAUCUACCCGUCACAGGGGUGGGAGGAAGUCAGCGGCUACGAUGAGAACAUGAACACCAUCAGAACAUACCAGGUGUGCAACGUCUUUGACAGCAGCCAGAACAACUGGGUACGCACCAAAUACAUCCGCCGCCGUGGAGCUCAGCGAAUCCACGUCCAGAUGAAGUUCUCAGUACGAGACUGCAGCUCCAUACCCAACGUCCCCGGCUCCUGUAAAGAAACCUUUAACCUGUAUUACUACGAGUCUGAUUCAGACACGGCCACGAAAACCUCCCCAUCCUGGAUGGAGAACCCCUGGGUGAAGGUGGACACGAUAGCGGCUGACGAGAGCUUCUCUCAGGUCGAUUUGGGUGGGCGGAUCAUGAAGAUCAACAGUGAAGUUCGCAGUUUUGGACCUGUGUCCCGUAAUGGCUUCUACCUGGCAUUUCAGGAUUAUGGCGCCUGCAUGUCGCUCAUCGCCGUCCGAGUGUUUUACAGGAAGUGUCCCAGGGUGAUCCAGAACGGAGCCGUGUUUCCUGAGACUCUGUCUGGAGCUGAGAGCACAUCGCUGGUGGCAGCCAGAGGAGUUUGUGUUCCUAAUGGGGAGGAGGUGGAUGUUCCCAUUAAACUGUACUGCAACGGGGACGGAGAGUGGAUGGUACCUAUUGGACGCUGUAUGUGCAAAGCCGGGUACGAGGCGGUGGAUAAUGGGACGGUCUGCAGAGCUUGUCAGUCAGGUUUCUUCAAGGCCGCUCAGGGAGACCACUCGUGUCUGCAGUGUCCCAUCAACAGCAGGACCACCAGUGAGGGAGCGACCAACUGUGUGUGCCGCAACGGCUACUACCGCACCGACUCCGACCCUCCACAGAUGCCCUGCACCACUGUCCCCUCCGCUCCACAGAACGUCAUCUCCAUCGUCAACGAGACGUCUCUGAAGCUGGAGUGGAGUCCGCCACAGGAGGGCGGCGGCAGAGAGGACGUGGUCUACAACAUCAUCUGUAAGAGCUGCGGCAGCGGGCGUGGCGGCUGCACCCGCUGUGGAGACAACGUGCAGUUCGUCCCACGCCAACUGGGACUGACAGAAAACCGGGUCUACAUCAGCGACCUCCUGGCCCACACUCAGUACACGUUUGAAAUCCAGGCCGUGAACGGGGUGUCGGACCAGAGUCCAUACUCGCCGCAGUACACGUCAGUCAACAUCACCACAAACCAGGCUGCUCCGUCUGCGGUGUCCAUCAUCCAUCAGGUCAGCAGAAGUCCCAACAGCAUCACUCUGUCCUGGUCCCAGCCAGACCAGCCCAAUGGGGUCAUCCUGGACUAUGAGCUGCAGUACUACGAGAAGAACCAGGCAGAGUGGAACUCGUCUCUCACCAGGAGUCAGACGAACACCGCUAUCAUCCGAGGCCUGAAGUCCGGAACCAUCUACGUCUUCCAGGUUCGAGCUCGGACCGUCGCUGGUUUUGGACGCUUCAGCGGCAAAAUGUACUUCCAAACCAUGACUGAGGAGGAAUAUAAUUCCAGUAUCCAGGAGAAACUUCCUCUCAUCAUUGGCUCAGCCGCUGCAGGAGUCGUCUUCAUUAUUGCCGUCACAGUCUUCAUCAUUGUCUGCCGCAGCAGUCGGAGGAGUUCAGACAGAACAGAAUCUGAGUACACCGACAAACUGCAGCAGCAUUAUACCAGCGGUCACAAAGUGUCACCAGGGAUGAAGAUCUACAUUGACCCCUUCACCUAUGAAGACCCGAAUGAAGCCGUGAGAGAGUUCGCCAAGGAGAUCGACAUCUCAUGUGUGAAGAUAGAGCAAGUCAUUGGUGCAGGAGAGUUUGGCGAGGUGUGCAGUGGAAAUCUCCGUCAGCCCGGGAAGAGAGAGAUCCUGGUGGCUAUAAAGACGCUGAAGGCAGGCUACACUGAGCGCCAGAGGCGGGACUUCCUGAGCGAGGCCUCCAUCAUGGGCCAGUUCGACCAUCCUAACAUCAUCCACCUGGAGGGGGUGGUGACGAAGAGCAGCCCUGUGAUGAUCAUCACCGAGUUCAUGGAGAAUGGAUCCCUUGACUCCUUCCUCCGGCAAAAUGAUGGCCAGUUCACGGUGAUCCAGCUGGUGGGAAUGCUGCGCGGCAUAGCAGCAGGUAUAAAGUACCUGUGUGAUAUGAACUAUGUCCAUCGAGACCUGGCAGCCAGGAACAUCCUAGUCAACAGCAACCUGGUGUGCAAAGUGUCCGACUUUGGACUGUCACGCUUCCUGGAGGAGGACACGUCAGACCCCACCUACACCAGUGCUCUGGGAGGGAAGAUUCCCAUCCGGUGGACGGCUCCAGAGGCCAUCCAGUACAGAAAGUUCACCUCUUCCAGUGACUGCUGGAGCUAUGGGAUAGUCAUGUGGGAAGUGAUGUCAUACGGAGAGCGGCCAUACUGGGACAUGAGCAACCAAGAUGUAAUUAACGCCAUAGAGCAGGACUACAGGUUGCCGCCCCCCAUGGAUUGUCCCAGUGCUCUUCAUCAGCUGAUGUUGGACUGCUGGCAGAAAGACCGGAACAACCGGCCCAAGUUCAGCCAGAUCGUCAGCACCCUGGACAAGAUGAUCCGCAACCCCAACACGCUCAAGGCCAUGACGCCACUGUCAUCGAGCGUUCACUUACCUCUGCUGGACCGCAGCACUCCAGAUUUCUCCUCGUUCACCACCGUGGACGAGUGGCUGGACGCCAUUAAGAUGGGCCAGUAUAAGGAGAACUUCACCAACGAAGGCUUCACUAGCUUUGAUGUGGUGUCUCAAAUGACCAUGGAGGACAUCCUCAGAGUUGGAGUAACGCUUGCUGGCCACCAGAAGAAGAUCCUCAACAGCAUCCAGUCCAUGAGGGCCCAGAUGAACCAGAUCACGUCAGUGGAGGUGUGAUAGAAGCGCACGCCCUCACCUGCUCUGUUCAAUGUGGGGAAAACAAGGAGCCAUUACCCUGCACCCUCCUGGAUCCUCUGAGGACGGCUCAAGACCUUCACACAGACUGAGACUUCAGCGUGACCUCGGCCGCUCCGUCCCUCCCUCCAGACUCUCAGAGAAGGUUCUUCUGGUCUGCAGCACAGCACAGGUGUUUGGUUGAUGUCUUAAAGGUGCUGGAUGUCCAGGUAACCGGCAUGAAUCCAGUCUGCAACCUGCUCCAUAGGUGCCGCAGUUUUUCUUUUAGAUACUGAAUAUAUCCUCUUGGUUAGAAAGCAUUUUUAAAAACAGGCCGUGCACUUUAGAGUUCAAAUAGAAGAGGAACACAGGUGGAAAUAGUGGAAUUCAACAAGAUGGUUUCUACAAAAUGCAUCCUAAGCCCUUGUCACACUUGCAUGAAAAACCCUGACAAUUACUCAAUUGAGCAGCAUGUCUUUAUGUAAACAGCUGAAUUUUUUCACCAAUACUUAACCCUGAAUUUUCCCAGCUAACUUCCUAGUCAUGCGUUUAUUUGGUCAGUGUCUGUAAUGAUAAAUAUCAAACAUAUCUGACACUUUAAGAUUGAGAUUGAAGGAGCUCUGACUCAAUUAGGUGAAGUAAAAUAAGGGUGCUGACGUGACAAACUUGAGGAUUAUUCGGUCUAAUGGUUGGUUAUUGGGGGUCAAAUCAGGCCCAAAAGUCACACCUUAAACCUUGAGCUUAGCCAACUGAAGAGAAACUCCAUCUUCUUUAGUGUGCACAGGUGAAGCUGCAUCACAUUGGCUCCCCUACUGAGCUCAGUUUGACUCUGGUUAACAUUUCCACCGUGUUCCUCAGACGCUGGUUUUGUUGGUUUUCCUCCUUGUGAUUAUUGACCAUCAGACUGGAAUGACAUGUAGAGAUUUGCCCUUUAAAAGGGCCUUUUAAAAGGUCACCACAUACUUCAAUGCCUGUGCUGUCAAAGGCUGCAGAUGCCAUUCUGACCGCCGAACGGAUGAAGCUCCCGUCCCCACACAGACUUUCAAAAAUGGCCUCCUUAAUGAACCCUGUGUGAGCUGAUCAUCUCAGAGGUGUUUUUUACACAAGUCUUCUUGCCAACAGAGACAUUUUAAACCCUGAAACACACUCCAGCCACCUGAAAUGGACCGUAUGUAAAUGUUGAUUGGACCAUAUGCUGUCUGUCUCUCACUGUGAACUCACCAUCCUUUUUACUGUGAAGCUGUUUAGAGUUACUGUAAAGUUUAGCUCAUUGGUUUGGGUUAAAAAAAAACCACUAUGUUACAGUCAAAGCGUUCUCAGUGCUGCUACUUCACUUCAUGUUUUACAUGCAGAGAAAUCAAACAUCGUGUACAUAUCAACAUACUUCGUUCUGGCAUUUAACUCAACAUAAGCCGUUUUCACUGCUCCACCAAUGAUGUGCAAUCUUUCCUUUUAGUUUUUAUAUCUGUGUUGGUUUAUUUAAUACAUGCUUUCUUGAAUCAAACAUCCAUUAGAGCCUCUGAUUUCCAGAGUUCCCUCUCAGCUCAAACACACAGUUUUUCCUGUUUAAAAACAAAACAUAGGCUGUGCAGGAGUUUAACAUCACUACAGAUAAAAUAUCUGAAAUGAACAGGAUCUGUAUCAUUCCUACAGUACUGUGCAGAACCUUUAGGCAUGUUGGGACUGACGCUGAGGCAGGGCGUAGAUGUGGGCACCAUGUGAUGUAAAGGAAUUGACAUGACCCUGGGCUUGU